AUGAACCCCGUCGAGCAGGCGUUUUCAGACUCGCUCAACGAUAGAGGGCCAGGUCGAACCAUUUCUAUUGACAAGGGCGGACAAGACAUUCGUCGCCCCAUUCACGAAGACGAAGCACUAUGCAGCUACAUCUUGAGCACGGUCAAGGCUCCCGCGGGCGCUCUCAAGAUUCGAGAGUCGACCAUUCCUGAUUCCGGCUCGGGCCUAUUCACAACGCGAGAUCUUGCCGCGGGCGAGCUCAUCUUUACAUCGGUGCCUCUUGUGCUCUGCGCGGAAGUUGGCGAUUCAAAGGAAGCCUGUGAUUUUUGCUUCCAGCAGCGGCGACGAGCCAUCCAUCCCGUUGAGGACCGCCUGGCUGACCCGGGAGAAACGCUGCCAGACGUGUACAAAUGCAUGGGCUGUAACUUGUACCAGUACUGUUCGGAGUCUUGCUGGCAGCGAGCCUGGGACACUGGCCACUUAUACGAAUGCGGGCUGCUGGCCAAUGCCCCCUACGAACUCGAAAUCAGAAUGUUGUACCGCAUCCUCAUUUUGCUGCGUAAGAAAGUGCUGCUGCCGGAACAAGUUCAAGCACUCGCCAGGCUUGCGCACGAGCAAGACAAAUACGAGCAGCUUUCCAGCGAUUGGCAAGGGGUCAAGGAUAUUGCCGCCGAGGCCAAGCGGCGGAUGAAGAGCGAGCUCGACGUUGCCGAUGUUUUGAAACUAUACUGCCUUAUCAGAUGUAACGCUGUACCGGUCGACCAGACUUUUCGAAACUCUCCCCUGGGCUCUGCCAUCGACUUGGGAGCAGCCAUGCUGAACCACAAUUGCGAACCCAACAUUGUGAUUGUAUUCAACAGCACGCGAGUAGAGGCUCGAGCCGUGAGGAGCAUCAAGGCAGGCGAAGAGCUCCAGCACUGUUACCGGGACAUUGCAUACGACUGCACGUUUCGCAGCCCGAGAAUCGCAGCAAGAUAUCAGUUCAAAUGUCAAUGCGACAGAUGCAUCCGAGAGACCAACCGCCACUAUGAGGGCGCGAGUCCCGACAUCGACGACCCCAUCAUCCACAUCCUCGCCACGCAGGGAGAUUUGUUUGCCAUUAUCGAAAAGGCCAAGAUCCAGGCCCUCGCAUUCCGCGAAUCCUUCAACGUCACCACGUUCCUCGCAGAGAUUGACGACAUCACCGAGGAGGGCCACGCCGGCCGUCCCUGGCCAGAGGACCUCGAGCCGCUGCCAAUUGUGCUCAAGUCCCUCGCAGCGAUAUGCGACGCGCAGGGCGACAUUGUCAAGACGCUCAAGAUCCGCGUCCGGGCCCUGGGCCAUGCAAAGUACCGCAACACGCUCCCCUACGUCGAGGACCUCAUCGACUUUGUGGUCUCGCUGCGGGCCUUCACCAUGUAUCCGCACCGCAAGGUUGUGCUGGACGGGCCGCUGCCCAAGUUCAAGGACUUUGAGGACUUUAGCGUUGGCCACAUGUGCGCGCUGCACGCACUGCUGAUUCGGUUCUACGGGGAGCAGGGCAGGGUGACUCGCAUCAUUCGCGACAUUAUGCGCGAGGAGAUUGACAAGUACUACGGGCCUCGGCCGCCGACGAGGGUGUUUCGGCGCAAGUUUAAGGCUUCUCAUGAGACCAUUCUCAAGUGGGCGGGGGUUGACCCCAAGUGUUGGGUUGUUGAAAUCAGCUGA
Messenger RNA from Trichoderma atroviride IMI 206040, 1665 nucleotides. RefSeq lists its product as uncharacterized. Gene Ontology annotation, molecular function: protein binding. The record is from RefSeq and is a predicted model, not a curated record. NCBI's taxonomy places the organism in Eukaryota, Fungi, Ascomycota, Sordariomycetes, Hypocreales, Hypocreaceae. Gene Ontology annotation, cellular component: nucleus.